AUGGCCGAGAAAUUCUGUACCGGCCUGAGGUACGAGAUAAGGAUGACUCUGGCCAGUCAUGAAGGACUAUCCUACACUGAAGCUCUAGGACGAGCACUGGACAUUGAGGCAGCUAUGCCGGGAGAGAAAACCGGGUCAGCUGUGAAUCAUGCUCCACCUCCGGCACAGUCCCAAGCAUCCAUGGACAAGAGGAAAUGGGAAGGACCGCAGGCCCAAUCUGAGCCUAAGCGGGGAGGAUAUGGACCAAGCAAGACACAAGGUGGCGGAUAUCAAACUACCCCUGGAUCAUUCAAGGGGAAUACCCCAAAGUCCAACUUAUGCCCCAAAUGCAACAGACUGCACAGCGGCAUCUGCAAGUCAGGGCUUGAUGGUUGCUUCAACUGCGGGAAGACUGGGCACUUUGCCAAAUACUGCCCAAACAAGACUUCAGGGACGGGAGCAAAAUCUCACCCGUCAGCUCAGCACCCACAACUGCGCGCAAUGAAUGUUCAACCUGGAGCAAAUCCACGGCAGGCACCGAGGAAUCAGCAGCAGAGGCCAAAACUCCCAUCACAGGCUCGAGCUUAUGCAAUGAGGCAGAAGCAGCCAGAGGUGAACCAGGGAAACUUGGCAGGCAUGGGUAAGCUCUUCGAUACCCCUGUUAUGCUUCUGUUUGAUACUGGUGCUUCGCAUUCGUUUAUCUCUGCAAAUUGCGUGACUACUUUGAAACUCGCUACUAAGGAGUCAGAACAUAGAAUGGAAAUAGUUUCCCCAGUAGGAGGUUGUAUAGAGAUUUCUCGUACUUGCUCGAACUUAGAAAUCACUCUGGACGAACUUAAGAUUGUAGCGAACAACUUGAGUGUUAUGAUCAUGUGGGAUGUGGACAUAAUACUAGGAAUGGACUGGCUGGCUGAAAACCAUGCCACGAUCCUUUGCAAAGAAAGGCAAAUUUCUUUUGGAAACCCCGAAGGUGAAGCUACCCGCUUCCACGGAAUUUCUUUAGGAAUGCGAAAAUUUGUAAUCUCGAUGUUGCAAGCCAACAAGCUGAUGGGGAAAGGAUGCCCCGCAUACCUUGUCUACUUGAACAAAGAGGAGAAAGACGAAAGGAAAUUGGAAGAGGUCGACAUUGCUCGUGAUUUUCCGGAUGUGUUUCCUGACACACUACCGGGUUUGCCGCCAGACAGGCAAGUGGAGUUCACUAUAGAUCUAGAACCAGGAUCUGCUCCAGUAUCAAAGGCACCAUACCGAAUGGCCCCAAAGGAACUAGAUGAACUGAAGGUACAGCUGCAAGAACUCCUGGACCUGGGAUUCAUCAGACCUAGCGUCUCGCCAUGGGGAGCACCUGUACUGUUCGUCAAGAAGAAAGACGGGACCAUGAGGAUGUGUGUGGACUACCGAGAGCUUAACAAGCUGAUUCUCAAGAACAAAUAUCCCUUACCCAGGAUCGACGAUUUGUUUGACCAGCUCAAAGGAGCUAGCGUAUUUUCUAAGAUGGAUCUGAAGUCGGGAUACCACCAGCUGAAGAUUAAACCAGCGGUGUGCCCAAGACGGCCUUUCGAACCAGAUAUGGUCACUAUGAGUUUACGGUGGUGCCGUUUGGACUAA
This is a messenger RNA of Salvia hispanica, 1584 nucleotides long. NCBI's taxonomy places the organism in Eukaryota, Viridiplantae, Streptophyta, Magnoliopsida, Lamiales, Lamiaceae. The record is from RefSeq and is a predicted model, not a curated record.